AUGCCCGCGGCGGUGGAACACGAUGGGAACGGAAGCACCCCCGGCUUCAAGCGAGCCUCGGCCGCCUACUCCUACGCCCAGCGCUCGUUGGACCGGGCCAUUCCCCCAUCGUCUCGCCAAAACGCCUACGACCACAUCUCGGCUUUUGCUGCAGCACGACCCGUGCUCUUUUCCUUGCUCGUCGCCCAAGCCCUGCUGUCUGGGUUCCCUGUCCUUCUAUUCGCGAGCUUCUCCGUCAGCUGCCUGGUUUUCGCCCUCGGCGCCGCCAUUCUAUUUGCCCUGUUCUGGACGGGCGUCGCGCUUCUUGUCCUGGUCCCCACGCUGUUGGUAACUGCGUCAAUUGGUGUUCUCGUGUGGGCUUGGUGUGUUGGUGGCUUCGUUGUGGCAAGGUGGCUGUAUCACCAUGCCCCGUUUGGUGCCGACGCGGAUGUGCAGGUCAAGGCUGGCGGGAAGCAAGUCAACUUUGUCAAGGACGAGAACGGCUUGGAUGGAAGCGUAGUUGACAAACAAACUGCCGAGUAG
Messenger RNA from Ustilaginoidea virens, 522 nucleotides. RefSeq lists its product as uncharacterized. The transcript is spliced from 2 exons. Bases 1 to 522 code for a protein of 173 amino acids. NCBI's taxonomy places the organism in Eukaryota, Fungi, Ascomycota, Sordariomycetes, Hypocreales, Clavicipitaceae. The record is from RefSeq and is a predicted model, not a curated record.